AUGCCGGAACUGCGUCUGCUCUGCUGGGCGGCUCUCCUGGGCAUGGCGCGGGCCUGCCCCGAGCCCUGUGACUGCGGCGAGAAGUACGGCUUCCAGAUCGCUGACUGCGCCUACCGGGACCUGGAGGCCGUGCCGCACGGCUUCCCAGCCAACGUGACCACCCUGAGCCUGUCAGCCAACCGGCUGCCGAGCCUGCCAGAGGGCGCCUUCCGGGAGGUGCCCCUGCUGCAGUCACUGUGGCUGGCGCACAACGAGAUCCGCAGGGUGGCCGCCGGCGCCCUGGCCUCCCUGGGCCAGCUCAAGAGCCUGGACCUCAGCCACAACCUCCUGUCCGACUUUGCCUGGAGCGACCUGCACGCGCUCGGGGCCCUGCAGCUGCUCAAGUUGGACAGCAACGAGCUGACCGCCAUCCCCCGCGACGCCUUCCACAGCCUCCGCGCCCUGCGCUCGCUGCAGCUCAACCACAACCGGCUGCACACGCUGGCCGAGGGCACCUUCGCCCCCCUCACCGCGCUGUCCCACCUGCAGAUCAACGACAACCCCUUCGACUGCACCUGCGGCAUCGUGUGGCUCAAGGCGUGGGCCCUGGCCACGGCCGUGUCCAUCCCGGAACAGGACAAUGUCGCCUGCUCCUCGCCCCACGUGCUCAAGGGCACGCCACUUAGCCGCCUGCCGCCACUGCCUUGCUCGGCACCCUCGGCGCAGCUCAGCUACCAGCCGAGCCAGGACGGCACAGAGCUGCGGCCCGGCUUCGUGCUGGCGCUCCACUGUGACACGGACGGGCAGCCGGCCCCCCAGCUGCACUGGCACAUUCAGACAUCUGGAGGUACCAUGGAGAUCGCCAGUCCCAACGUGGGCCCGGAUGGGCGCGCUCUGGCUGCCAGUGGCCAGCCCCGCUUCCGGGCCUUUGCCAACGGCAGCCUGCUCAUCCCCGGCUUCGGCAAGCCGGACGAGGGCACCUAUAGCUGCCUGGCCACCAACGAGCUGGGCAGCGCCCAGAGCUCCGUGAACGUGGCCCUGGCCGCACCGGGGGAGGGAGGCGAGGACGCACUGGGGCGCAGGUUCCACAGCAAGGCCGCCGAGAGCAGGGGCUGCUACACCGUGGACAACGAGGUGCAGCCGUCGGGGCCCGAGGACAGCGUGGUCAUCAUCUACCUCAGCCGCCCCGGCAGCCCCGAGGCUGCCGUGGUAGGGGAAGCCGUCCCUGGGCCACGGCCCCCAGGCCUGCUGCUGCUGGGCCAGAGCCCCCUCCUCCUGCUCCUCCUCCUCCUCUUCCUCGCUGCCUUCUAGCCCCUCACCAGCACCCCUGGGGUUGGGGGUGCCUUCAUAUCCUCCUACCUCCCUGUCCAGCAUCUUGUGGCCCCCUGCUGCCACCCCCACCCCGUUUCUAGACCUGCACAGGACAGACUUGGACCCCAGAACUCAGUGACUGUGGGGCCACUGCUGCAGGCGGUGUCGUUGGGGGGUUGCCCUGCCCCUCCCCACCCCCACCUGGGCCUGGGUGCCAGAACUGCAGGAGCCUUGGCUGAGCAGCCGGUGGGGAGGCAGCCGCAAGUAGACGGCAGGGGCAAGGGCAGGACAGAAUGUGGGGACGGUGAGGCGGCGCUGGGGCCCCCGUGACCCGCGCCGGCUCCUCUGACAACUCAGGCUGGGGGCUCCUUCUGUCCCUGCCUCCGACAGGACCUGAGGGUCCCAAGCACCUCUCCCUCCUCUGCUCUCGCUCCUCCUCCCUCAGCUGCACCCCCCCCCCCCAGUCCUGGAACACCUGCCUCUCCAAGCGCACACCUGUAGCCUGCUCCUGGGAAGCCGGCUGGCCGGGGGGGCUGCAGAGCAAUAAACAGCAUGGCCGAUGCUC
This is a messenger RNA of Oryctolagus cuniculus (rabbit), 1855 nucleotides long. It is a transcript of the gene ISLR, whose product is annotated as immunoglobulin superfamily containing leucine rich repeat. NCBI's taxonomy places the organism in Eukaryota, Metazoa, Chordata, Mammalia, Lagomorpha, Leporidae. Gene Ontology annotation, molecular function: protein binding. The record is from RefSeq and is a predicted model, not a curated record.